Aureobasidium subglaciale EXF-2481 is the source of this 1578-nucleotide messenger RNA. RefSeq lists its product as uncharacterized. Gene Ontology annotation, biological process: transmembrane transport; carbohydrate transport. Gene Ontology annotation, molecular function: carbohydrate:proton symporter activity. Bases 1 to 1578 code for a protein of 525 amino acids. Gene Ontology annotation, cellular component: membrane. The record is from RefSeq and is a predicted model, not a curated record. NCBI's taxonomy places the organism in Eukaryota, Fungi, Ascomycota, Dothideomycetes, Dothideales, Saccotheciaceae. The transcript has 3 exons.
AUGGAGGCUGCUACUAAAGGCCACUUCAGGCUCGCUGGCCGCGAGUUCCCCAAGGUCAACUGGCUGACCGACCCUGGUUUGAGGAAAACUUACAUUUGUUUGAUGUUCGUUGUCAUCACCAGUGCCACCAACGGUUACGAUGGUUCUAUGAUGAACGGUCUCCAAGCCCUCGACAUCUGGCAGAAUGACUUCAACCACCCAUCUGCAGCAUCACUGGGCUUGCUGAACGCCAUCAUGUCUGUCGGUUCUAUUGUUGCUCUACCCAUCGUACCCUACCUCGUUGAUGGCCUCGGUCGCCGCGCUGGUAUUCUCACUGGCUGUAUCAUCAUGAUCAUUGGAGUCGUCCUUCAAUCUGCUGCCAUGAAGUUCGGCAUGUUCGUUGGAGCUCGUUUCCUCAUUGGAUUUGGUGUUGCUAUCGCCCAUGGUGCAUCGCCUCUGCUUCUUACCGAGCUCACUCACCCUCAACAUCGCGCGCUCUUCACCACCAUCUACAACACCACCUGGUACUUGGGUUCGAUCGUAGCAGCAUGGUUGACCUUCGGAACUUUCCACAUCCAGAACCACUGGGCAUGGAGAAUCCCCUCGAUCGUCCAAGCUUUCCCUUCCGUGCUCCAGCUCACCUUCAUCUGGUUCGUUCCCGAAUCCCCCAGAUUCUUGAUCUCGAAGGGCAAAGUAGAGCAAGCACACAAGGUCCUGGCCGAUGUCCACGCCAAUGGUAACCUCGAUGAUGAAGUCGUGAUGCUCGAGAUGGCCGAAAUCAGAGAUACUCUCAAGUUGGAACAGGAGUUCGAAGGAAACGGCUGGAGCGAGCUUUGGAGAACUCCUGGCAACCGUCACCGCCUGAUUAUCCUGUGUUCUGUUGGUUUCUUCUCGCAAUGGUCUGGAAAUGGUCUCGUCUCUUACUACCUUACCCUCGUCCUUGACCAGAUUGGCAUCACCGACACCGAUACUCAGCUCGUCAUCAACGGUGUUCUGCAGAUUUGCAACAUGAUCGUCGCUGUUGGACAAUGUUUCUUCGUUGACAAAAUCGGCCGUCGUACUCUCUUCCUCAUCUCCACUGCCGGCAUGAUGUUGGCCUUCUGCGUCCAGACCAUCUGCUCAGCACGUUUCAAGGUUGAAGGAUCUCAAGCUUCUGCAAACGCCGUCGUUGCUUUCAUCUUCAUCUACUACGUCUUCUACAACAUCGCCUUCUCCGGUCUGUUGGUCGGAUACUCGGUCGAGAUUCUGCCCUACAACAUCCGUGCCAAGGGCAUGACCAUCAUGUUCUUCUGCGUUGAUCUCGCCCUCUUCUUCAACCAGUACGUCAACCCUAUCGCUCUGAAGUCAAUCGAAUGGAAGUACUACAUCGUCUACUGCGUCUGGCUUGGCUUCGAGCUCUUCGUUGUCUGGAAGUUCUACAUCGAAACUCGCAACACCCCUCUCGAGGAGAUUGCCAAGUACUUCGAUGGCGAAGAUGCUGUUGUCGGUGGCGCCGUCGCUACCGAGAAGGGCAGAGCUUUGGCUGCUGAGAUCGGCGGUCUGGGUACAGUCAACAUGACUGAGAAGGACGGUGCCGCUGUCGAGCACAGAGAAGUUUAG